AUGUGCACUUCUGGGAUUAGAAAUAUGGGGCAUCUGUUGUCACCUCUCCUCUUGAGCCUGGCAGCAGUUUUUUCCAAAGUGACUGAGAGUCGAGGGAUCCUGGAGAGUAUACAGAGAUUUUCUUUACUGCCAACUUACUUGCCUGUGACCUGUCGUAUCCACAAUGCAGAUGUUUCCUUCUUUCUUAAGGAAGCCAACCAGGAUAUUAUGAGGAAUUCUAGCUUGCAGUCCAGAGUGGAAUCCUUUCUGAUCUACAAAUCCAAGACACCACCUGUGUUAAAUGCCAGCUAUGGACCUUUUUCUGUUGAACAAGUAGUGCCCCAAGACUUAAUGUUGUCUUCAAACCCAUUUGGAUCUACUAACAAGUUCUCCUUUAAUUGGAAACUUCAGGCCUUCAUAAUGAGUGACAAAAUUUACCCAAGCAAGCCCAAAGUCCAGGUCCUGUUCUACAUCGUGGGCAGGGACUGGGAUGACUACAGCACCACUGACCAGCUGCCCUGCUUGCGGGUGUUCGCCUUCCGAGAGACGCGGGAAGUCAGAGGCAGCUGCAGGCUGAAAGGGGAUCUGGGGCUGUGUGUGGCAGAGCUGGAGCUCCUGCCAAGCUGGUUUAACCCCCCCACGGUUGUUGCUGGCCGUAAGAAAACAAUGGAUCAGUCAGAAGGGAGCCCUGUGGAGCUUUACUAUGCCAUACAACCAGGAGAUGAGAAAGGAGAGUGCACCAAGGAGGAUGUAAGGAAAAGUAAUGGGAUCCGACCAGGGCGCAAUGACAUUGAUGAGUCAGGACCUCCCUUGCAGAGGAUUGGAAGUGUUUUCCUUUACCAGACACAUGCUGUCCCUUCCUUAGAUGAAAUGAAAUUGGAUAAUAAUAUUGUCAUCCGCUAUGCACCAAAGGCUGUCAAGCAAGGUGACAUUUUGACUUUCCUUGUAUCUGUUGCUAAAAAUUCAACAGCAGAUCAGUUCACACUGAGGGCGAAGGUGAAGAAAGGUGUGAACAUUUUCAGUGUAAGAGCCAGCAGUCCAUACUUAUGGGACAUCAGAGAGAGCAUGGAUUAUACUGGGAAAUAUGCACCAGCUGUUAUUGUUUGCCAGAGGAAAUCUGCCUCUGAAAACAGUGCGGAUGGUCCUUCCUCUGAAAUCAUGCAGAUUGAUUUUGAAAUUGAAGACCUAACUGACUUACCCGGCACCCAGCUCAUCACGUGGCAGGUAGAAUAUCCUGGAGAUACAACAUCUGAUCUAGGAAUCUCCAAGAUCUACAUAAACCAGAAGGACCUGGUAGGAGUUCUCCCUUUGGCUAUGGAAGCAGAGAUCCUGAAUACAGCCAUUCUCACUGGGAAAACAGUAGCUGUCCCUGUCAAAGUUGUCUCCGUGGAAGAUGAUGGAACUGUGACUGAUCUUCUGGAAUCUGUGGAGUGCAGAUCAUCAGAUGAAGAUGUCAUUAAGGUUUCUGACAGAUGUGACUAUGUCUUUGUCAAUGGGAAGGAAAUGAAAGGCAAAGUGAACGUCAUAGUUAAUUUUACUUACCAGCAUCUGAGUGCCCCUUUAGAAAUGACAGUCUGGGUUCCUCGUCUCCCACUGCAGAUAGAGGUCUCUGACACAGAACUAAAUCAAAUCAAGGGGUGGAGAGUCCCCAUCAUCUCUAAUAAGAGACCAGCCCGGGACAGUGAUGAUGAAGAGGAGGACGAACGGAAGGGAAGAGGCUGUGCUCUUCAGUACCAACAUGCCAUGGUGCGAGUCCUCACGCAGUUUGUAGCUGAAGCUUCAGACCCCACUGGCCAGCUGAGCUAUUUACUGGGUUCUGACUGGCAGGUUGACAUUACAGACCUGGUGAGUGACUUCAUGCAGGUGGAGGAGCCAAGAAUCGCGAAGCUGCAGGAUGGACAGGUUUUGAUUGGGCAGGAGCUUGGAAUGACGACAAUUCAGAUAUUGUCCCCCCUUUCAGAUGCUAUCUUGGCUGAGAAGACGGUGACAGUUCUGGAUGAGAAGGUGACAAUAACUGACCUGGGAGUGCAGCUGGUCACUGGAUUGUCACUCUCUUUGCAGCUCAGUCCAGGAAGCAAUAAGGCCAUCUUUGCUACAGCAGUAGCACAGGAGCUGCUCCAGUCUCCAAAGCAGGAAGCAGCCAUCAGCUGCUGGAUCCAGUUCAGUGAUGGAUCUGUUAUGCCCCUGGAUAUUUAUGACUCCAAAGACUUCUCUCUGUCUGCUACAUCUCUGGAUGAGAAGGUGGUCUCCAUUCACCAUGAUCCCAGAUUCAAGUGGCCUGUGAUUGCUGCUGAAACAGAAGGCCAGGGGACACUGGUGAAAGUAGAGAUGGUGAUCAGUGAAUCAUGCCAGAAAUCCAAAAGAAAGAGCAUCCUAGCUGCUGGAAGCGGUAGCAUUAAAGUAAAGUUUGGGCAGAGUGAUGCCAACCCUAACAUCAGUGACAGUAAGCACAGGGGUGCUGGUGUCCAUCUAGAAAAUCGUGCCAGUGACCGGCGUCAGAAAACCACUCUGCAGGAGAGAGCUGGACUAGAUGGCCAGUAUUACAGCUCCUCGAUGGGCCAUGAGCAAGGCAAAGGGACCACUACUCAAAGGUCUAUUUUAAGUAAAAAAGAAGACAGAGAAAGCCUCCUGGAUGAUGACAGUCAUCUGCAGAACAUCCCAAUAGACUUCACGAGCUUCCCUGCACAGGUGGAUCUACCAAGAAACAAUGGAGACCUAGAAGAGAAUGACCUAGUCCAGACCUCUCGGGGACUCAGCGACCUGGAGAUAGGAAUGUAUGCUCUUCUGGGAGUCUUUUGCCUGGCAAUUCUAGUCUUUCUUAUCAAUUGUGUCACUUUUGCUUUGAAGUACAGAAACAAACAAGUUCCCUUUGAAGAGCAAGAAGGCAUGAGCCACUCCCAUGACUGGGUUGGGCUGAGCAACAGGACAGAACUUAUAGAGAAUCACAUAAAUUUCUCAGCCCAACAAGAUGAACGUAUCACAGCCAUUGACAGAGGAGUGGACUAUGAGGAGAGCAAAUAUCUCCUCAACACAAAUGCCGCCAAAAAUACCAAUGGACAAUCUUUCAGGUCUGCUGAGUCCACGUUCACUGAAGGGAAAGAACAGAAAAGUGAACCAACUGCUUCUCCUACCUCUAAGAGGAAACGGGUUAAAUUCACCACUUUCACCACCAUCUCCUCUGAUGAUGGGUGUCCAACUGUCAACUCAAUCUUGAUGAGUAGUGAAGAUGACAUUAAAUGGGUCUGCCAGGAUAUGGACCUGGGGGAGUGCAAAGAACUUAAAAACUAUAUGGAGAGGUUACAUGAAAAUGUUUAA
This is a messenger RNA of Chaetura pelagica (chimney swift), 3294 nucleotides long. It is a transcript of the gene TMEM132D, whose product is annotated as transmembrane protein 132D. NCBI's taxonomy places the organism in Eukaryota, Metazoa, Chordata, Aves, Apodiformes, Apodidae. The transcript is spliced from 9 exons. Bases 1 to 3294 code for a protein of 1097 amino acids. The record is from RefSeq and is a predicted model, not a curated record.